AAAUUUAGGAUAUAUUCUUUAAUUUGUAGGUACCAAAGAUGAUACAAUGAAAUGUAAUCUCAGAAAAAAAAUUUCUGGCUACAUGGAUAGAGCAGAAAACAUAAAGAAAUACUUGGAUCAAGAAAAAGAAGAUGGAAGAUAUCACAAGCAGAUUAAAAUAGAAGAGAAUGCAACAGGUUUUGGUUAUGAGUCACUUUUUCAAGAAUACCUUAAUGAAUGGGUUACAGAAGUUUGGAUAGAAGAUCCUUAUAUUAGACAUACUCAUCAGCUGUAUAACUUUCUUCGAUUUUGUGAGAUGCUUGUUAAGAAAUCAUGUAAAGUAAAAACGAUUCAUCUUCUCACCUCUCUGGAUGGCAUUGGGAAAAAGCAGCAAUGUAGUGGCCUGGAAGAAAUAAAAGAGUCACUCAGAAAGCAUGGAGUGCUAUUGGAAUUAGAAUAUUCUUCUUCAAUACAUGACCGAGAAAUUCGGUUCAACAAUGGAUGGAUGAUUAAGAUUGGAAGGGGACUUGAUUAUUUUAAGAAACCACAGAGUCGUUUUUCCCUUGGAUAUUGUGAUUUUGAUUUAAGACCAUGUCAUGAAACAACAGUGGACAUCUUUCAUAAUAAGCACACAAAAAAAAUAUGAUGGGUAGUAGCUUACAUUAUAUAUUUCUAUUUUUAGUAAAUAUUGUAUUUUUUUUACUUUGAAUAGCUCAUUCCUGUAAUGUAUAAAUUUAACAAUAAACUUUAACAUUUCUACUAAUUUAUGG
This is a messenger RNA of Manis javanica (Malayan pangolin), 749 nucleotides long. The record is from RefSeq and is a predicted model, not a curated record. Lineage: Eukaryota; Metazoa; Chordata; Mammalia; Pholidota; Manidae.